AUGGAUUUAGCUGAUAGGUCUGAACCAGUAGCCCAAGAGCUGAUAGAGGUCUCCAACCGCCGCACCAUCGCCACAGUGGUACUCUUCGUGCUAAUGGGUCUGGGCUCGCUGACUCUCAUAGUGGCGCUUUUUGGAUGUUGCGGAGCCUACCACGAGUCACCUUGUCUCCUUGCCACCUACUUCAUUUUCCUCAUCAUUAUCUUCGCAAUCCAACUGUCCGGUGCCGCUGCUGGCUACUUUUACAAGGAAAAGAUAUUUGAAAAUACUGAGCAACGCAUGCGCGAGGGCGUGUUCGAGCAUAUGAAACCGAUUCCUACACUGAACCGGCAACCUGUACUGAUGAACGCCGUACAGAAGGUGGUAAGUUUGCCUCUUUUCUUAGACUCGAAUCGAACUCAAGCUGGGUAUGCAUUGGUGAGAGUUUUCACAUAA
Molecule: messenger RNA, 432 nt
Organism: Hydatigera taeniaeformis
Lineage: Eukaryota; Metazoa; Platyhelminthes; Cestoda; Cyclophyllidea; Taeniidae
Source: the annotation of a GenBank genome assembly